CUUUGUCAUCAUCAAUUUCUGUGGAAUCGACGACGAUUGCAAACAUUGCCAAAUUCCACCUUUUUCAACAGGUUCUAGGGAAGUGGAAAAACGGACGGUACAGUUCUGUGCUUGCCGCGAAAGUGAUUGCAUUUGCGUGUUGGUGGAAUAUUUUAGCUCAUACAUCUCGAAACCAAUACCAGGCUCCAUUUAUAGAAUUGGACAUGGGACGACAAUAAAAGCAAAACAAAACAGUACCGUUGACUGUUUCCCUUUCACUCGAACCCCGAGUGUGGAUUUGCCACAUCGAAGGAAGAAUAAAGAAGGCGGUGUGUGUGUGUGUGUCGCUCAUCGGUUCGGAUAAAUAAUCAGUUAUCCCAGCUUUUCACUUUCGAGAUUAUCAGUUGUUGUGCAGAUAGCAGAUACCGUAGUGUACCAUACAGUCGCGCUUAUUAGAUAAGCUGAAAUCGCUCGAUGUGCGCGGGAGGAAUGGGUAAAAGUGCACUUGAUGAAUAGUUAUGAACAUUUUUAACGCGCGCGCGAAUCGAUUACGAAAACAAAAAAAACUGAACCAUAAUGAAACCAAGCACAACAAAACAGGCGAACGCGGGCGCGCCAAGCCCGACUGCGAGCGUUAACAAACUUCCGGAUGGGUUUGCGUCAGCAAAUGGUUCCUCCGCUGGCGAGAGGAAGUUUGUCGAUUACUCUAGCAUUCGGGAGAAGACUGUUCUGGUUGGACCGACCGAGGACCAGUUCGAUCUGUUGAUGCAGCGAUUAGAAGAACGCAUCUCGGCUAGUCGUGGUGAGACGGUGUACGAAAUUGGCAUCGGAGAAGAUGGCAGUGAAAAUGGAUUAGAACAGGACGAGUAUGCUGCUUCGCUGGCAACGCUCCAAUCCCUGGCAGCGAUGCUGCGCGCGGAGUGUGUUGAGCUGCGUACCCGUAAGGCGGAGAAAGGUAUCACUGGUCAGUACCUGAUCCGGCGGAGAGUCGAGGAAGACGAUUUCACCGAAGUACGGGUUGCCGUCGUCGGUAAUGUAGACGCCGGCAAGUCUACGCUGCUCGGCGUGCUGACCCAUGGGGAGCUGGACAAUGGACGUGGCUUCGCUCGACAGCGUCUGUUUCGUCACAAGCACGAAAUAGAAAGUGGCCGCACCAGCUCCGUCGGAAACGACAUCCUUGGGUUCGAUGGUGUGGGAAAUGUGGUAAACAAGCCGGACCAUGGCACACUGGAUUGGGUAAAGAUUUGUGAAAAGUCCGCCAAAGUGAUCACGUUCAUCGAUUUGGCCGGUCACGAGCGAUACCUGAAGACAACGGUGUUCGGCAUGACGGGACACGCGCCCGAUUUUGGAAUGUUGAUGAUCGGAGCAAACUCUGGCAUCGUGGGAAUGACGAAAGAGCAUCUGGGGCUUGCCCUGGCACUGUCGGUGCCGGUGUUUGUGGUCGUCACAAAGAUUGACAUGUGUCCCCCGAACAUUCUGCAGGAGAAUCUGAAACUGCUAUACAAAAUACUGAAAUCACAAGGCUGCCGCAAGGUACCGGUAAUGGUAAAAACGAGCGAUGACGUCGUGCUGAGUGCUACCAACUUCGUCUCGGAGCGGUUAUGUCCCAUCUUCCAGGUAUCGAACGUAACGGGGGAAAACCUGGACUUGCUGAAAAUGUUCCUCAACCUGCUGAACGUGCGCACCACAGGGAACGAUGCUCUGCCGACCGAGUUCCAGAUCGACGACACUUAUGCUGUACCGGGUGUAGGAACUGUAGUGUCCGGAAUCACGUUGCAAGGUAUCGUGCGGUUAAACGACACGCUGUUGCUGGGACCGGAUCCGCUGGGUGAUUUUCAACCGAUCACAAUCAAAAGUAUCCACCGUAAGCGGAUGGUGGUUCGGGAGGUGCGCAGUGGCCAGACGGCUAGCUUUGCGCUGAAGAAAAUCAAGCGCUCCCAAAUCCGCAAAGGUAUGGUAAUGGUAAGCCAGGCACUGAAUCCACAGGCCUGCUGGGAGUUUGACUGUGAGAUACUGGUGUUGCAUCAUCCGACGACGAUUUCGAGCAAGUACGGCCGUUGGUCGGCAAUGGUGCACUGUGGCAGCAUUCGGCAAACGGCACAGAUACUGCAAAUGUCCAAGGAAUGCCUUCGCACCGGCGAUAAGGCUGUGGUACGCUUCCGGUUUAUCAAAAAUCCCGAGUACAUGAAGCCCGGCCAACGGAUGGUGUUUCGCGAGGGCCGAACAAAAGCGGUCGGCAAUGUGAUUCAACCGCUGUACACACCCGGCAGCAUCCAGCAACGGUCCAAGCCGAACAAAAUGCAAUCGAACCGUGGUCUGACCGGUGGAAUGAUGCAGAGCGGUUCGGGAUCGGCAUCCGUGAAUUUGCCACUGUCCAAGGGCUCCAGUGCAACGGUUGACGGUACGGCGGCUGGCACGGACAAUGGUACGGCCAACAGCUCACCGAUAAACGAUUCCACACCCGUGCUGGACAUUGGAACCGACAAGAGGAACCAUCGGCCACCGGGAGGCGGUAAUAAGAAGCGCAUGAAUAUGGUUGGCGGGACGGCAGCUGGCACCAGUGCGGCAUCGCAAUCCACUGCUGCGACCAGUUUACAGUCCGCUAGCGGGAAGGUGUUAUCGACUGGCGGCUCUGCUGCGACAUCACAAUCGGUGGCUUCGAAUUCUUCCGGUCCGUCGAGCUCGGGAACGGCGGUCGCAGUCGACAUGGGCAAGCUAUCCAUUGCUUCCAACUAGAUAAGGGUUUAAUUUGUUGUUGAAUUGCGCUGAAUGAGUGCAGCAUUGAACUAUGUGAGCGACUCAACGGGCUAUAUGCGAUGGGAAGUUCCAUCAUUUGCGGUUGAAAACCGGCAGCAGCAUAACAAGCAGUUUUGCGUUACAAAAUCUCUUACCACCGUUUUUGACAUCGCGCGUUUACUGCGCGAUGGCCAUAAUCUGGCAAAUUUUGCAAUUUAAUACUUAGUAUGCAAACAGACACCUGCCAGCAAGCGUGUAACGUUCUUACUCGCAAAGAUUUAUAUUUUUUUACCUUCUUUUGACCUUUUUUUCUAUUAAAUUUAGUCACCGAUUUGAGUUACUGUUGCAAGUAUAUUUGACGUGUGAAUCUUUAAGGAUGAUAAGUUUUGAGCAAAAAGCAGCAUCCAAUAACCCGGAUUAUAAGUGAGCUGAGAAUUGAGAGGGGGGGCUAACCAUUUUGUGGGAGAGAAUACUAAUAGUUCGAAGUUACUGCAAAUUAACCCGAACCCGUUGAAUUGAAUUGCAAAACACGCGACACAAAGGUACAUUUUCAAAAAUACAAAUAAAUUUUAAUUACAUUGAAGCACGG
This is a messenger RNA of Anopheles stephensi (Asian malaria mosquito), 3304 nucleotides long. RefSeq names its product GTP-binding protein 1 (gene GTPBP1). Gene Ontology annotation, molecular function: GTP binding; translation elongation factor activity; GTPase activity. Gene Ontology annotation, biological process: translational elongation. The record is from RefSeq and is a predicted model, not a curated record. NCBI's taxonomy places the organism in Eukaryota, Metazoa, Arthropoda, Insecta, Diptera, Culicidae. The coding region runs from base 556 to 2715 and encodes 719 amino acids. The transcript has 4 exons.